Pedinophyceae sp. YPF-701 is the source of this 3180-nucleotide messenger RNA. The record is from the annotation of a GenBank genome assembly. NCBI's taxonomy places the organism in Eukaryota, Viridiplantae, Chlorophyta, Pedinophyceae.
AUGCAGGGGCAGCGCGGGAUCAUGCGCAUGGUGGACGACCGCGUGGUCAUCGUUCUCGACCCCGAGGAUGACUCCCGCGGGAAUGGGCCCUACGGUCAUCGUGCGGGCCCACAUCGCACUCGCGGUGCUCUAGCACAGGGAAUCAAGAAUCGCGAGAAACGAUACGUUUUCGACAGGGCGUAUGAUGGCGAGGCGUCGAACCAGCAUGUCUACCGCCAUACCGUCGCGGGCCUCAUCCCCGGAGUGCUCCAGGGCUGGAAUGCAACGUGCUUCGCCUACGGGGCGACGGGAUCUGGGAAGACUUACACGAUGGUCGGCAGCCAGGAGGACCCGGGCCUGAUGGUGCUGUCACUGCAAGGCCUCUUCAGGCUGGUCCGCGAGGACGGUGGCGCGCUGAACAGUGUGCCCCGCAGCCCGAGUACGGGUGGUGACGGAGCAUGGACCAUAUCCUGCUCGUAUCUGGAGGUGUAUAACGAGGUAAUCUACGAUCUCUUGAUCGACAGUUCGCCCCCGCUCGAGCUUCGAGAGGACCCCGAGCUGGGUGCUGUGGUGGCAAACCUGAACCACGUGACGGUCGAGUCGGUGGAGGACAUCUUCAAGCUGCUGACAGGUGGGAAUGCAAGACGGAAGACCGAGAGCACGGACAUGAAUGCGACGAGCUCGAGGAGCCAUGCUGUCCUGGAAAUCUCGAUCACGCGCACUACGGUCAACCACUACAAACGCGUCGUUCACACCGGCCGUCUCUCUUUGGUCGACCUGGCCGGGUCUGAGCGCGCCAGUGAUACCAACAAUCGGGGACAACAGCUAAAGGACGGUGCCAACAUCAACCGAUCACUGCUUGCGCUCGCUGAGUGCAUCCAUGCCCUUGGACGGUACGGAAAGCGGAGGGGGCGGAAGGGCGACGUGUUUGUUCCGUUUCGGAACUCCAAACUGACGCGGAUCUUGAAGGAGGGGCUGUGUGGGAACAGCCGGACGGCGAUGAUUGCGACGGUGUCGCCUGCUGACGGCCAAUAUGCACACUCGAUCAACACGCUGAAAUGGGCGAAUCGGGCCAAGGAGAUCAAGACGCACGUGCGGCGCAACAACAUGACCGUUGAUGCGCACAUCUCAGAAUAUCAGCGCAUGAUUGAUGCGCUGCGCGAGGAGAAUCGCGAGCUGAAGGCUGCUCUGCGGGGAAGCUGCGGGGCGCCUGCCGCCACUUUCGAGUCCCAGGUCGCACGCAUGCCGAACACUGCUGCAACGCCGGCUGCGCGUGCAUCAAGUUGCCGCAGCACGCAGCAAAUCGCUGUCGCUAUCCGGGGGAACGCAAAGGAGCGGCGGGCCCAGCAGCAAGCUCUUCUCCAAGUUGAAGAGCUUGUGGUGCGCUCUCGACAGGAGGCAGACGAGGUCCGGCGGGAACUCGACGCUCUCGAUGCAGCUGGCCUGCCGAAAAAUUCGGCGCUGCACGUUCAGCUGUCUCGACAGUGUGCACGAGCAGAAGAGCAAUUGCGCGACGCAACGCGCUCACGCAUACGUUUGACGAAAGAGCUGAACCAGCUCGACGAAGACCACGGCAUGCUGCUGGGUACGAGCAGAGCGCGGGGCGUAUCGGAACAGGUGGCUUCGCAGGUCCUGGCAGGCAGUCAGGAGGUGCAAGGCGCACAGGACGCGCUCCUGCUGGACGCGUACUGCAAUAUUAUUCUCGAGCAGCAGCACGUGAUCCAAAAUCUGUGGCACGCGCUGGAGGCGACCGGCGCAUCCCGGGGCAAUGUCCUGCGCGCAUUGGUGCGCACGGGAAUGCUGCCCAUGGAUCGUUCGGCCCUCGGAGAACCGCCAGAGCCGGCGAGCGGCGUGCCACGGCCGAUGCGGUCGUGCGGGGCGACCUCUGGACAGCAAGGUUGGUCGGGACUCGACCUCGAGUCGCUCGUGGAUCACGACAGCACUGGACAGGAGGAACGCCAGCAGGUGCUGGCGGCUACCGGCGGGCGGCUGGACCGGUACAUGAGCGGCAUGCAUGCCAUGGAGAGGUACAUCUCGCUGCGAGAUCUUGCGCAAGGCAUGACGCUUCGCGCGCACGCGGCUGUGGCGCAUGCAGGGUUUGCAGAUGUCGACGUGUUCGAAAACGCAUGGGACUCGACGGAACUCCAGCCCGCAGUGCUGCGAACCGUCGGAUCUGGGACAUCAAGCCCAAGAAGUGCUCGCCGGUCAGCUCCCGUCGAGGCGCUCCAAAGUCGCGCAACUGGAGCUCGAGAUCCUUUCCGGGCGGCCGACGAGGAAUUCUGGCUGGCAUCCCCUCGGAAACCGCCAUCAGCGCGGCAGCCUUCAAGGCAUGAGGCAUCUCCUGCGAUUUCGGGAGCGUCGGGUUCGGGACUGCCGUUGACCUCGCGACCAGGUCUGACCAGGCUUCGGCACCUGCACCUCCAAGACGCAGCGGACGGAGCCGCAUGCACGUCUCUACCUGCAUUAUCGCCCCGGCAAAUGAGCGCGGGAGCGCGCCGACCCGCGCAGUCACUGCUUGCCACUGCGGCGAGGGCCGUGCCAGAGGAUGCACCAUCAGUGCGCCAGGGUGCGCUUCGAAAGCUCAUGCGGCGGCGACAAGGCUUGGCGGCGCCAAACGCAGGGGAGGACGCCGGGGGCACGGAGCCGCCUGGUGUCCGUGCGCCUCGCCCAUCUUCAAGCAGGCGAUCACACCUGCUGCAUUCUUCCGCAAGCCCUAGGCCACAGCCCUUGCAGGCGAGCGUCCCCGCUGUCACGGCAGCGAAGACAGAUGGCAAAGGGAACGCUUCCGGAGGCGCAGACAGUGCUGGCAGGCGUUCAAAUGUAGCCUCGCUCACAGAAGACGCCGCGGCAACGAGCCGCAUCGAGGGCAGCGCGGCAGCGAGUCCGGCUAGCAGCGCACGCGGAGUCGCGGUGGCGAGUCCCCUUGCAAGGCCGGCGUCCAUGAGGCCCGAACCUGGAGUGCCGGCUGUUGCUGAGCAGCCGCAGGCAGUGAACGGCGAUGGAGGCGCCAGAGAGGUCGCGGCGCUUGGAGAUGAUGAGGACUUUGCUGUGCAGGCAACGGUGAACGGCGCGCAUUCGCGCAGUCGCCCAGUCGCGGACAGGGCAGCAAAGCUCGCAGCGCUGCGGCGGGGCACUGCGGCAGCAACAACGACACAGUUGCCUGAGCUGCACCAACCUGCUGAUCAUCCGCCUCGUAGCUGA